CUCUCACUUGGAGAAGGGUGAUCCCAGCCCCGGCUCUGCAGCCGGGAUGAACCGCGGUGUUAUGGGAUCAAUGGGACAAAGGGGGACAGCGUUCCCAUCCCAUAUGUGUCCCCAUUUCCAUAAGAGCAAAGCAGAGCCUGGGAAGCACUGGGGGAAGGGGUGGGAGGGGGCACACACCUUGCACCCUACAACGAUCUGGGUGGCUCAGUGCAGUGAGUGUGCCCUGGGACCCCACGGUUCACCCAUAAGCCAUCCCGUGUCCCCAGUGCCCGGUGCUGGCUGUGCACGGAGAGCUGCUGCCGUGUGGGGAGGGGACGGGAAGCUGCUGCUGGGCGGUGUCUGCAACGGGAAACCCAACGGGAAGCCCUGCACGGGGUUGAGGGACCACGCACUGCAAUCCACCACUAUAAGACCCCGCAGGGGGCUGCAGCUGACUGGGGACAUUUCUCUCCCCAUAGCCCCCAUGGCUGCAGCUGAGCUGACCCCAGUGGAGAUGGCCAUCGAGACCGUCGUCACCGUGUUUGUCUCCCACACGAAGAAGGAGGGUCGGAUGGGGACAAUGACAGCCACCGCCUUCCAGGAGCUGCUACGGCUGCAGCUGCCCAAUGUGAUGAAGGAUGUCCCCUCUCUGGAGGAGCAGAUGCGGAUGCUGGAUGUGAGCACCGACCAGGAGCUGACGUUUGAAGAGUUCUGGCAGCUGAUGGGAGAGUUGGUCCGGGCCCUGUGGAGGGAGAGGGAGGGGAGGAAGAAGUGAUGGGGAUGGGGGGGAUGCUCAUGAAGCAAAAUAAAGAAGUUUUCAUGGGCCUGGACAUCGCUGCUAUUCUUUGUGGAGCCCCCCGAUGCAAGCAGCCCUG
Molecule: messenger RNA, 854 nt
Organism: Phasianus colchicus (ring-necked pheasant)
Lineage: Eukaryota; Metazoa; Chordata; Aves; Galliformes; Phasianidae
Gene: S100A13
Product: S100 calcium binding protein A13
Cellular component (GO): perinuclear region of cytoplasm
Molecular function (GO): calcium-dependent protein binding; calcium ion binding
Source: RefSeq, a predicted model, not a curated record